Messenger RNA from Diaporthe amygdali, 3405 nucleotides. RefSeq lists its product as uncharacterized. Lineage: Eukaryota; Fungi; Ascomycota; Sordariomycetes; Diaporthales; Diaporthaceae. The coding region runs from base 1 to 3405 and encodes 1134 amino acids. The transcript has a single exon. Gene Ontology annotation, molecular function: monoacylglycerol lipase activity. The record is from RefSeq and is a predicted model, not a curated record.
AUGCUGCUGCUUCAUCAGACCGGCAGCCUGAAAAUCGGGGAGACGGUUCGAUAUACAGUCACCUAUACACCAUCGCAAGAUCGCAUCUUGCCCUCUCCCGAGUGCCUAUAUCUGCGCAUUAGAAAUAGCUCCGCCAUCGCACUCCGCGCUGCGUUCGUACAUGGCCCAUACAACCUCUCCGCUGCCGCCUAUCCUGCGACCUUUAACCCCAACGAGAAGUUUGAGGAUGCGCGCCUCUACGGCGUGCCGGAGUUUGAGCCCAUGCUCAAGGCCGGUGGCACUUGGACUUGCCACCUGGUCGUCCCGGACACAAUCAGACAGACUGCGGGCACCGGAGGCUCAGGCCACUUUGGAAACGGGCCUGAACACGAUGGCGAAAGCGUCUCAUGGAUCAUCGAGGUGGCAUCACAGGUGAUAUUUUCGGCCUCUGCUGCCGUCCACUAUGACGUACUGCUGGCGCGGGAUGAGAAGUCUUUGACACUGUCCUCGGGUAUACCGGUUGUUGGAAAUCACGCCCAGGUGCCUCAACCGGGGCGGGUCAGCGACUUUCAACAGAGCAAGGGCGCCAAGGACGGUCGCCACAAUGCCCAGAGCAAAGGUGUAUUCUCCAGGGCAAUCCAUUUGAGAGUCGAGGACACGGCCAGCCUUUGGAACACCCCCCAACUGCCGGGCAUGGAGCAAUCACCGCCGCAGGCCGAUGCUGCCAAGGGCACAGACACUGAGGCUACACAAACGGCUCAGGCCCCCAGUGACACCCAAGACAAGGAUCGGAAACCGAGAAAGCAGAAGCAUGUGCACUUGGUCAUGCUCACCCAUGGCCUCCAUAGCAACCUGGGUUCCGAUAUGCUGUUUCUCAAGGAGAGCAUCGAUGCCGGGGUGAAGCAAGCGAAGAUCGAUGCCAAGGAGAGACGAGCCAAGGAAAAGCAGAACCAAGGUCAGCGACCCAAAGACUCGGGUAACGAAGAACAUUCCGACUCAGGUGUGAUGCUGGAUGAUCCUUAUGAUGAAGUCUGGGAGGACGAAGAGACCAUUGUACGUGGAUUCUCUGGCAAUGCCACUCGUACAGAGAGGGGCAUCAAAUACCUCGGGAAAAGGCUGGCUAGAUACGUCUUAUCCAUCACUUAUCCCGAUCAACCGUUUCUGCCGGCUGGUAAGGCAGCUCAAGAGGUCCUUUCGCAUGGCUUGAAAGGAGACCCAAAUGCCCAAAAGGACGCUGGAGGGAAGCCGUCCCACAAGCAUAGUACCAUCCACAAGAACGCGACGGGUUUCGAGGACAGAGGGUACAAGAUCACCAAGAUCAGCUUCAUAGGGCACUCUCUUGGCGGCUUGAUUCAGACCUAUGCUGUAGCCUACAUCCAGAAACACUCGCCCCAGUUCUUCGACCUCAUAAAACCCAUCAACUUUAUCGCGCUGGCAACACCUUUCUUGGGUCUCAACCAUGAGAAUCCAAUGUACGUCAAGUUCGCCUUGGAUUUUGGACUCGUUGGCAGGACGGGACAGGAUCUCGGAUUGACUUGGAGAGCACCGACAAUUGCAAGGAAUGGUUGGGGCGCAAUUGUCAGCAAUCUGGGUGAGAAUGCUCAUAAGAAGGUCAUGGGAGAGGCACAAUCUGAGUCGAAGCCGUUGCUCCGUAUACUGCCCACGGGCCCAGCACACAUAGCCUUGAAGAAGUUUCGGAACAGGACAGUGUACUCCAACGUUGUCAACGAUGGUAUCGUGCCGCUUCGAACCAGCUGUUUACUAUUUCUGGACUGGCAGGGGCUGGACCGUGUGGAGAAGGCCCGUCGGGAAGCUGGUCUGGUCGAGACUGUCGUUGGAUUCGGAUGGGCUGAACUCACCGGCGCAAACGUCACGUCCCCCAGAAGUGGUCCAUGGACCCCCAGAGAAGGCAGCGAGAAUAACAGUCCUGCCUCAGGAGCCGCCACUCCCGUCGACUCCGGUGAUUCUCACGAGGUGCCUCAGCCUCCAACUGAUGCCAUGAUGGAAGACGACAGACAGAGUCUCAGGGCCGUUGCCACACCAUACCAGGACGAAGGAUACUCAUCAUCCACAGCUGUUACUAAUAACACAAAUCCUUUUUCCGGAUUCUUCUCAUUAUUCAAGCACAACAACGAUUCUCCAAAACAACCUUCGUCGCCCACUACGAAGCAGAAAAAAAUCUACCAGCGCAGUCAGACUCUGCGCUUCGACGAGAACGCAUCAGAGUCCUCACAGUCCUCCCAAAAGUCUAAGGUCACAUCUGGCCAUGAGCUGGGCACGGAUGCCGAGACCAACCUAUCAGCACCUCCGAAGACGACUUUCUUUGAGUCUGCAGGAGACCUGCUCAACCCAAAGCUACCUUCGGUGGAUUACCUCAUCGAUCCUUCAAAAAGACCGAGAACGAUCUUCCACGAUCGAAUCUACCAUCCUUCAGAUAUCCCUCCACCGCCCCUGAAGAAGCGCCCCACUGGAACGCUGGCUCUGCGCAGGAAGUCGUUUAACACAGUGGGAUCCUCCUCCAGCCGCAACUCGCAAUCUGGAACUUCUUCGCAUCAUCAACCUCCGCCGCAUCAGGAUUCCUUGUCGUCGACCAAGGAUUAUGACGACACCGAAAAUACGAACCCAGACAAGGAUCCUUCCGAGGUCAUUGACAGCUCAAACAUGAAAGUAGAGGAGAAGAUAGCCCGAGCCUACCACCGCGAUCUUUCUUGGCGGAAAGUCUUGGUCAAGCUGGAGCCAGAUGCCCACAACAACAUCAUCUGUCGGCGAAUGUUUGCCAAUGCAUUUGGCUGGCCUGUCGUCAAGCACCUCGUUGACGCCCAUUUCAGCGACUCAAGCGCAGCUCGUCUGCGUGAUGAGGACGAGAAGAAUACUGAGCGGGCCAAAGCGACUGGCCAGCCUCCAGAUCAAGAUGGCGGCGAGACCAGAUCAGAACCCGGCCCGACAGAAGAAGCCAUGCGGCCAAAUGUUGGCAAAGACAAAGAAAGCUCACAGAAGACAUCGGAGCCCAGCGGGCACAAUCGCACGGUGAGCGAGGCCCUUGAGGCUCGGGAUAGAGUCCUGGACCUCCCGGGUAAAACGUCUCGAGAGAAUUCCGUGGAGCAUUCCUCGUCAGCGACACGUCCUGUGCGGGAGAGACAAGAUUCUGUGGAUUGGAGCGACCGGGAUUGGGCAGACUCCGAAAGCGAGAUGGACGAGUCGCAGGCCAGUGCGGCCCAGAAGAAAGAUACCAAAGCUGCUCCUGAGCGCACCUCAAGCCCCGUCAGUGGAUUCUGGACAGAGAAGAUAGUCGGGAAAGGCGCGACAAAGAGAAGGAGCAACUCACCGACAAACCAGCUCCCAGAAAGCCAAACAGCAACCGAAUCUUCGAAGCCUGUGUCGAGCGUCCCAGGCGCUCCAGCCACGAAGCCCGAUGAUGUGGAUUGA